CUCGGCUGCAGUGCUCGAGCACUUUAAAGCUGUUUGUAACUUUUUUUUUGCUUAUCGUGAUUCCGAAAUGGGAAAGGUGGUGUUUAUUUCGAUUAUAGUGGCUGCCUUAUCUGCGCUGCUCGGAGAGAGGGUCGUCAACUUCAGGAAAAGGACCCUCGCUUCGAAUGAGCUGGUCCAGAAUCACCUCCCCAACUGUGUCGCACUCAAAAAUUUGGAUUAUGGCUCAGAGGAUAUAACGAUUCUUCGAAACGGGCUCGCCUUUAUCAGCACUGGUCUGAAGUAUCCUGGAAUGCCUGUCUCAGAUGUGGCUGCAAAGAUCUUCACCCUCGAUAUGCAAAAUCCUCGGAUGAAACCAGUGGAGCUUCGAAUGCCAAGAAACUUUGAUCUGGAAUCAUUCAACCCUCAUGGCAUCAGUGUAUACACCGAUCCAAGUGAUGACACAAUAUACCUGUUUGUUGUCAAUCAUCCUGACCAAAAAAGCCAAGUAGAGCUGUUUAAAUUUGACGAGGACAACCUCUCCCUGGCGUAUCUGAAAACCAUCAAACAUGAACUUCUCCACAGUGUGAAUGAUAUUGUUGCAGUGGGAGUUGAAAGCUUCUAUGCAACCAACGAUCACUACUUCACUCAUGAAAUCCUUAAAUGGUUUGUGGAAGCUCUGCUGGCUCAGCCUUGGACUAAUGUUGUUUACUACAGUCCUGAGGAAGUCAAAGUGGUCUCUGAGGGAUAUUACUCUGCAAAUGGCAUCAACAUCUCACCAGACAAAAGGCAUAUAUAUGUGGUAGAUUUGUUUGAUCACAACGUGCAUGUGCUGGAGCGGAAAGAAGACAAUACAUUAGUCUCUGUGAAGUCUGUGGCUGUGGGUUCACUCUGUGACAACGUCGAAGUUGAGCCUGAAACCGGUGACCUGUGGCUAGGCUGUCACCCUAAUGGCUGGAAAUUGUUCAUGUUUGACCUCAAGGACCCACCUGGAUCGGAGGUCAUCCACAUCCAGAACAUUCACUCUGAUCAGCCAGUGGUGACUCAGGUGUACGCUGACAACGGCGAUGUGAUCAUGGGCUCCUCGGUAGCGGCUACCUAUGGGGGGAAGUUGCUCAUUGGUACUGUGUUCCAUAAAGCCGUGUGCUGUGAUUUGAAGUAGGCAAUGAGUCUUGGACUGCUGCACCCGACGCCAACUCCAGUAGAGCUACAAAACGAAGGAGACAUGACAUUUAAGUAGAAGAGUUUAAACGAAAAGAAUCAAAAUUUCAGUUAAAGUAAAGGAAAUUGACCUCUUUGCAAGGCUCUCAAUCCGAUCGCUGUCUGAUUGAGAGCCUUGCAAAGAGGUAAAGUGAUAUUUUAACCUGUUGUACUAGGGAGGAUCUGGUAACAGACCAAGAAAAACCUCUCAGCUGGUGUAAAAGUGCCUGAAGGUCUCCCAGGAGGAGCUGGAGAAAGAUCGGUGGAUGACGUUCACCUGAUUUUGUAGCAAUGAGCCAACAGCGUAUUUCAAAAUGGUGUCCGACACAGAAACGACUGAAGUAGUUGUAAAACAGUAUUUUCAAUCAAAUGUGAACAGUUCAUAUAAUUGCUUUGCUGUGUAUCGUGAAAAGAAUAUAUUUUGACUGGUCCCCAAAAAUGCUAAAUCUAUGCAUAUGCAAUGUGUGUGAAUUGAUGUUUUUACAUGUGGUAAUUGCUAUUGUUAAUCACAUUUGUUUCAUGUUUUUGAAUGUAAAUAAAAUAAUAAAGAGUCAUGUUUCAA
Molecule: messenger RNA, 1738 nt
Organism: Dicentrarchus labrax (European seabass)
Lineage: Eukaryota; Metazoa; Chordata; Actinopteri; Moronidae
Product: serum paraoxonase/arylesterase 2
Exons: 9
Coding region: 68-1138 (356 amino acids)
Molecular function (GO): arylesterase activity
Source: RefSeq, a predicted model, not a curated record